Molecule: messenger RNA, 2378 nt
Organism: Macadamia integrifolia
Lineage: Eukaryota; Viridiplantae; Streptophyta; Magnoliopsida; Proteales; Proteaceae
Product: probable serine/threonine-protein kinase At1g54610
Exons: 8
Coding region: 484-2283 (599 amino acids)
Biological process (GO): positive regulation of transcription elongation by RNA polymerase II; protein phosphorylation
Cellular component (GO): nucleus; cyclin-dependent protein kinase holoenzyme complex
Molecular function (GO): ATP binding; cyclin-dependent protein serine/threonine kinase activity; RNA polymerase II CTD heptapeptide repeat kinase activity
Source: RefSeq, a predicted model, not a curated record
GUUUGGUGUAGUAGUGAGUUAGUGACUCAAAAGAAGACAGAAAAAUAAAAAGCUACCUUAAGGCCUUCACACUCCAUCCCGUUCCCGGGUUUCCAACGUCUCCCUUGAUCUCGCUCUUCAACAGUCUUAACUGAGCUGAAGGUGCAGUCCAACUGUAUUUAUAGGGUCUUAUACAAUCGUUUUCAAUCCCAGAAAAAGGAGAAACAGAACCAGAACCAGAAUCAGAAGAAGAAGAAGAAGAAGAAGAAGAAGAAAGGUUUUACGGGCAAACAUUCAAAGUUGCCGUUGACGUCAAGGAUGUUGGUUUCUAGAAACUUUCAUUACUCAGCUGUCGUCGGAGACGACGGUCGACGACGAGCUGCUCAACUGAUUCUUUGCCACACGGCAAUUACUAUACUAUACUAUACUGCUUGCAACCGAUAGUGCUUACGAGAAUGUGAGUGUGAGUGGAGGAAUAGUUUGUGGUAUUGGUGGAGUUGAGGGAUGGGUUGCAUUGUUUGUAAGAGAGCAGCCGGAGAUGACCGGAAGCGACCCGGAGUAUCAGAAGACCGUCAAUUCAAGGCUGAAGAACAACCUUCCGAUGCCACUGUUAACGGCUCUAGGGUUGGAAAGGAAGGUGUACGAAGGGAGAGAGAGAGGGUCCACCGCCACCGGACCGGAGAUUUUGCUCCGCCACCGCAGCAGCCGGAGCGGCGUCAGAGUAAGACUAAUCCUAAACCGAAGCCGAAGCCGAAGCCGAAGCCAGAGCAAAAGCUGAGUCCGAAUCCGAAUCCGGCUCCGGCUCUGAGAAGUCAGCAAGCGUGGCCCUCUUGGCUCUCUGCCGUCGCCGGCGAGGCCAUCGACGGUUGGACCCCUCGACGAGCGGAUACGUUCGAGAAGAUCGAUAAGAUUGGGCAAGGAACUUAUAGCAAUGUAUAUAAAGCAAGAGACCUCAUUUCCGGGAAGAUCGUCGCUUUGAAGAAAGUAAGGUUUGAUAAUGUGGAGCCAGAGAGCGUCAAAUUCAUGGCCAGAGAGAUUCUCAUUCUGAGAAGGCUUGAGCAUCCCAAUGUCAUUAAGUUGGAAGGUCUGGUUACUUCGAGGAUGUCUUGCAGUCUCUACUUGGUUUUCGAAUAUAUGGAACAUGAUCUUGCGGGGCUAGCAGCUUGCCCUGGGAUCAAAUUCACGGAGCCACAGGUCAAAUGCUAUAUGAAACAAUUAUUAUCUGGUCUUGAGCAUUGUCACAAUCAAGGUGUCUUGCAUCGUGAUAUCAAGGGUUCAAAUCUACUUCUUGACAAUGAAGGAAUACUCAAGUUAGCUGAUUUUGGACUGGCUGCGUUUUUUGAUCUGGACCAUCGGCAACCAAUGACUAAUCGAGUUGUUACCCUUUGGUACCGACCCCCUGAGCUUCUUCUAGGAGCGACUUAUUAUGGUGUUGGUGUUGAUCUUUGGAGUGCUGGCUGCAUUUUGGCCGAAUUACUUGCUGGGAAGCCAAUAAUGCCAGGACGGACGGAGGUGGAACAGCUGCAUAAGAUUUUUAAGUUAUGUGGCUCUCCAUCAGAGGAAUAUUGGAAGAAAUCCAAGCUGCCACAUGCAACUAUUUUUAAGCCACAACAACCAUAUCAACGGUGUUUAGCUGAAACUUUUAAAGAUUUUCAGCCUUCUGCAUUAUCUCUGAUCGAAACUCUUCUUUCGACUGAUCCAGAUGAACGGGGCACUGCCACUGCUGCUCUGAAUAGUGAUGUGAGUGGUCCAAAUUCCUUGUUCUUCACCACAGAACCUUAUGCUUGCGAACCAUCAAUCUUACCAAAGUAUCCUCCAACCAAAGAAAUGGAUAUGAAAUUAAGGGAUGAAGCAGCCAGAAGGCAAAGAGGACUGAAGGGGAAAGCAAAUGCCGCUGGUGGGGCAAAGAGAGUUCGAGUUCGUGAUCGGGGUGGCCGAGCAGUACCAGCACCAGAAGCAAAUGCUGAGCUUCAAGUGAACUUGGAUAGGAGGAGGUUCAUAGUACAACCAAAUGCUAAGAGCAAGAGCGAGAAAUUUCCGCCUCCUCAUCAAGACGGAGCUGUUGGGUACCCAUUGGACAAAUCGCAUGAUGCAACAGUAUCAUUUUUUGCUCAUGAUACUUCAUUUGCCUCGUCUGUUUUUGACCCAAAGGCCGCCUGUGUACCAUUUUCAGGCCCUUGGAGAAAAGCUGAGAUUGCUGGGAUACCUUUUCGCAGGAAAACCAAGGAGCCCCAGGUUACUCCUAUGGAUCUUAGGAGUAAGGGUAAAGAGCAAGUGUCAGAAGUUUUUGGUGGUGGAAAAUAGGAGGAAGUAAGAGCAUUGUUUUGGUAAUCUUUUUUUGGGCAAACGGUUUUCUAUAUAGUUAUUGCACAAAGGGAUAUAUUUAGCCAAUUCCAAAA